Molecule: messenger RNA, 1449 nt
Organism: Symbiodinium pilosum
Lineage: Eukaryota; Dinophyceae; Suessiales; Symbiodiniaceae
Source: the annotation of a GenBank genome assembly
AUGGUGCUGGCGCGGCUACUCCGCUGCGAGCUCUGCGCUGACCUUCGCGGCUUCCUUGCCUACCACAUGCCGGGAGAGCCUGGCUCCCACCCCGCCGAGACAACGGCGGACACUGCUUGGUGGGUUGCGGCGGACGAAGUGGUGCGAUGCUUCGCAAUGGGCGGCGAGGCCGAAAUCGGGGCUAGCGAACCAGGCGGGCCGGUCGCUGGUGCGUGGGCAAUCUACACGCCCAAGGCGGACGCAGAAAUCAUAACGGACAUCUCCGAGUAUGGCCCCCAGGUUAGCAAUGAUUUCAUGGCCUCCCUCGUCAGCGCUGAGAUGAUGUUGGAACUUGCGGAGCUGGAGAAAGCUCACAGCGUUGCUGCCAAGAACUUCUUGAGCCUGCAGGUCAAGCCAAAUAGGACAUUGAUGGCAAAGGUCGACAUUCCCAAGGGCAAGUUAGUGCUCGUACCUUGCACAUCAAAGAUCGUAUCCAAGCAGGCGCAAGGCUCCUUCGAAGUGCUAGACCACGGAUGGGGCAUGGAUUCCAGGAAGUUUGUGCCUGCAAACCCCUGUGUGUUGCCCAAGGACGAAGAGAAAAGCCAAAACAAAGCCCUGCUGGUUCCUUUCUUCUUUCUGCAGUCUACGGAUGUGAUAGAACAUGCAAACAUGGAACUUCAGCGCGUGAAGGCCAAGAGCAAAUCCUUCAGCUUCCCCGUGCACAAGAACACCGGAAAGAUUGCAGCCAUCGACCAGCUCCUCUAUUACAAGUCCAAGAGCAAGACCAUUCCUGCUUUGGACAUGUCCCCAGCAAAGCGCAAAGCAACUCCUAAGAAGAAGGCUAAGAAGUGGGCAUGGCACACGCAGCAGCGCAUAGACGUAUCUCACUCAGGUUUCCUCAUGCCGCUGCGAGUGGAGACCCGGAUGGUCGUUCUCCAUGACGAGGAGUCCAAGGAGACUUGGGUUCCGCCCCAGAAGAUUGUGGAGGGCAAGACCUUCUCCAAUUUCACGAAGAAGUGGUCCCCAACGUUCGUGAAGGUGCUCACAGGCAGACGCCUCGAUUUGCGCCGGGGCAAGGGUGACUCAUCCGGAUCCAUAGAUGCGCCGAUCAUUGCGGAGAUCACGCAGAAGAGGCAAACAGCAGCUGAUGAGGCUGUGCAACGGGCAAUGGAUGUGGAGGACGACGUGGAGAUUGCCUCGAAACGCAAGAAGAAGAAAACCAAGGUUCGGGCCGCAGCCAAGCAUGCUCACUUGGCACCUCCAAUUUUGGAGAUAAAUGUUCAAGAUCGGCGUCUCACGGUUCUUUUCGAGGGUCUGGGCACUGCUUCCAUCUGGCUGGAGAUGCAGGAAGAGUCGUUGCAGCGGCUGCAAGAGGCAGUCGCACGCUCAUCGCCCAAGUCCAGGAAGGCGAUCCAAGCCAAGCGCCGGCCUGCGGAUGGCAUGGACGAGGACCGGUCGGAAGAUGAAUGA